AUGGAGCAAUUAGUUUCUUUACUUUAAAAAAGGCAACUCUAAAAAGAAGAGAGAUUAAAAGCAUUGAUUAAAAUUAUUGAUAAAAGAAUUGUAUAAAAAUUGUACAAUUUGAGAAACUAAGCCUAUAUAAAAAUUAAAAACUUCAAAAUAGCAAAUCGAAACAAUGUCAAAUUAAUUUCUGAUAAAGAUGAUGAAACAAGUACAUCCUAAAUAAAUAUUUUAAAUACAAAUCAAUUUAGAGAAGCAUUAUAUUAAUUGUAAAAUUACAACCUUGUGUAAUUGGAAAUAUUAAAAAAAGAAACUUUUUGCAGAAUGAUUUAAAUUUUUUAAAAAGGAGUAAAUCAUCAUUAUCGACAUUUAUUAAUGAAACUUAUGAAUAAAAAUUCAAGAAAAAUAAUUCCAUUUUUAAAAAUCUUUGCUUAUAGAUUUAAUUAUUAAUCAAGAUUUCUGAAAAUCUUAUAAAAGUUUUAGAGAAAUAGAGAAAUGUCAUUAAAAAAAGAAAUGAAAAAAUAAGAAGCUAUUUCUAAGUUUGUUAUGGCUUUAGAAAAUAAAAAAUUAAAUUGUUUUUGUUAUUGGAAAAGAAAAUUUCAAAUCAAUUAAAAUGAGACAUCUUAAAAUGAUAUUAAGAAAUAAAAUGAAUUUAUAUAACUAACAUUUUAAAUUGUUGCUCUAUUAACUAAAUAAAAAUUUAAAGUUCUUUCAAAUGCAUUCAUAGAAUUAAAAAAGAAUGAAUAAAGAAAUGCUUAAAAAAUUGCAAUUAUAUUUAAUUUUAAAAUCCUAUUAAAAAGACUGUUGUUAAAAAAUCUUUCUUUUUCAUACAAUAAAAUCAUUUGUUACAAAAGAAAUAAUAAGGGAUCAUAAUGUGUAAAUGUUGAUAUCAUAAAAAAUUUAGUAAUUUCAAUUAUUUAAUAUUUAGUCUGUAAUAUCAAGCAAACUUAAUUCAUGUCUGAAUCAAGCACAUCAAAAAUAUCAGAGAAAAAGAAGAAACUUGAUUAUUUAUAAAUAUUUAUCUAAGAUAAAUAUGAAUGAAGAUUAAAUGAUAAGUAAAUGUUUUAUGAGAUGGAAAAGAAUUUUAAACUAAUUUAAUUUUUAAAUGAGAAUAAAAAUUAUUUAAUAAAGUAAAGAACUUGAAGAAGAUUAAUAAUUAUUAAUUUAAUAAUACAAAUAAUUAUCUAUUGAAAAUUCAGAAUUACAAUAAAGGUAUCAACAAGUAUAAACAUAUUUUCAUACUCCAACUGGUUUAUCGGUAAAGAAAUCAGAAACAAAAUAAAAUUAAUAAAUUAUUUAAGGGCAAUAAUAAGUAUUUUAGUUGUAAUCAUAACAGUAAGAAGCAUUUUGGGAUGAAGAGAUAAUGUAGAAUGAAGAUUAUUCUCCAGAAUUUGUAGAAAACAUAGAAAAUUAAAAUGUUGAAUUAAAAUAUAAGAUUGAAGAAUAAUAAGCUAAACGAAAUAAGUAUCUAGAAGAAUUUUAAAAUAGAAAAUAAGUAAAAAAUAAAAAAAUAAUAUUUUUAGGAAUUAUUGCAAUAGAUUGCUUUAAAGAAAUAAAUGUAAAAAGUUUAAUGA
Molecule: messenger RNA, 1562 nt
Organism: Paramecium sonneborni
Lineage: Eukaryota; Ciliophora; Oligohymenophorea; Peniculida; Parameciidae
Source: the annotation of a GenBank genome assembly